Hermetia illucens (black soldier fly) is the source of this 1746-nucleotide messenger RNA. RefSeq names its product tektin-3-like. Gene Ontology annotation, biological process: cilium movement involved in cell motility; cilium assembly. The record is from RefSeq and is a predicted model, not a curated record. Gene Ontology annotation, cellular component: nucleus; microtubule cytoskeleton. Bases 159 to 1682 code for a protein of 507 amino acids. NCBI's taxonomy places the organism in Eukaryota, Metazoa, Arthropoda, Insecta, Diptera, Stratiomyidae. The transcript is spliced from 5 exons.
CUGACUUCGGUUUUGAUUAGUCGCAAAUUCUCUGCCUUUUCGGAAACUCCUAUUUGGAAAAAUUUCCGCUGAUAUUUUCGUUUCUCAAAUAUUAUUUGUAUACAGUGAUUUUGUAUUUGGUUACAAUUUCAUAAAUUCGCUAGGAACCAUUCAUAAUUAUGGCAACGAAAAUUAACCACGGAAUUUCUUCAGCUUUCUCGAAACCAUGGAGCGGGACGAUCAAGCCGAAAUGUGUAGAGUCGAAGCCGCUACCAAAGAACCGAGCAAAGUUUUCAGCAGAUUUUCAGCUCAUAAAAUCUGAGCCGUGGAAAGGAAUUUCGGGUUAUGAUCGGACUGAAAUAAUCCCCCUCCCUGGGCUAACAGUGGCGAACUUCAAAAUGAGCCCCUGUUUCAUUCUAAAAGGGAUGUCCACGGAGCCAAUUCAUUACCCGAAUUUCGUUACUGGUUUCGAGAGGAAUCCACAACACGCAGCCAGGACAGCCAUAAAUGUUCGAUAUACAGAAAAAGAUUGGAUUCAUGGUUGCAGUGCGCUCUACACUGAAGCUAAAAAUACAAGACUCAAUUGUGAGAAGGUCCGGACUGAUUCCAUCCGUCUCAUGCGUGAGACUGAUGAGAAAACAGUUAAAGGACAAACAGAUGUAAAGUAUCGAAUUGAAGAACGAUUAGAGGAUAUGACUUUCUGGAAAAACGAACUUAACACUGAGCUAGAAAAAGUCAAAGCUGAAGCCACACUCCUGACUGACAUCAAGAGAAACAUCUCGAGGUCUCUCCAAGACUUAGAAGCACCACUUCACAUAGCUCAGGAAUGUCUCCGACAUAGAGAAGGUCGUCAAGGAAUCGAAAAGGCACGUGACCUCAUUGAAGAGAAACUUCUUGAAGAAGUCGACAACCUUCGAAAUAGUCGACAGAAAUUCGGGGAAUUGCACAGUCUCAUUGAGCGCCAGUUGACUGAUUUACGGAACGCUCAACAUGCGCUUGAGGAAGACGUCGCUCAUAAGGAACAAACUAUGUGUAUUGACAGGAUUUGCCGAGAGUUGGACAACUACAGUCGUGGCCUUAGUUAUCGUGGUGGCAUAGAGAAAACUGCCAUUGCGACAACUACUGCCGAGACAUGGAUCGAAGCGAGUGCCGAACGUGUUGAAAAUGCUCAAGCAGCUCGUGCCAAGUCAGCAGAGCUACGCACCUCUCUUGGAACGUUAAUAGCAGGCAUUGCUGCAUCUGUUCAGGAACACUUCCAUGACACCAAUCAGGCUUUUGAACGAGGUCAAGUGGAAAUGUCGAAUGAAAUCAAAAAAAUUCAACAUCAUUUAAAUGCGGUUAAGGACGAAAAGUUUCAACUAGAUAAAUAUGUUGCAUUAUUGAAGAAGGCCAUACAGGACAAAUCAAAACCAUUGAUGCUUUCACAAACACGGCUUGAAGCUCGAUGUCAUCGCCAAGGGUUGGAAUUAUGUGAAGAUUUUGCACAUCGGCGACUGAUCACUGAAAUCGCCGAUAUUCAAGAUUCCAUUGAAAAAUUGUAUGGGAAACUGAAAGAAGCUGAAUCGAAGUACUACCAGUUGUUAAAAACUCGGAACAAUUUAGAAGAAGAUUUAAAGCGCAAAGUGGACAGUCUUUUCACGGACCGUGAAAAAUGUUUGAGUUUAAGAAGAUCGUUUCCUGUCACUAAAAUGAUUAAAUAUUAAGAAAGUUUAUGUUUAUUAUUUAUUGUAUGAUUAUUAUUUAUAGUAUAUGUUUGCUUGGCGUCAA